AUGUUAAUUUCAAUUAUUUUGGAAGGACUUCCAAAACAAUUUGAAACUUUUUCUACUAUAGCUAAGUUUAGUAGAGAUGAGAAAAAUUUAGAUGAGUUGAAAAGAGAUUUAGUGAAUUUUGAUAGCGAGAGACAAGUAAUCGAAAAAGAGCAUGCUUUUAAUAGCGAGAACAGAGUUUGUUUCAAGUGUCAUAAAAGAGGACAUGUGUCGAAACAGUGCAGAGAAAACUUAAGCAGCAGACGAGAUAGUGAAGAUAGAGCUCGAAAAAUUCAGUGCUAUGAGUGCAAGGAGUUUGGACAUAUUGCAAAAUAUUGCCAAGCAAAGAAAAAGUUCAUUAGUAAGACUAAACGAGAACAGCAGAACCUAGUAGCUGAAACAGAGGCUCAUUUUAGUUUCCUGAGUGGAGUGUCUCCGGGCGAGGACUUAGUUGUAGACUCUGGAGCUACCAGUAAUAUGAUUAAGGAUCGAGACAUGUUUGUUAGUUUAGAUGAGAACUUCAAAGGAUCGGUUAGCAAUGCAAAUUUCUCUGAAUCAAAAAUUUUAGGGAAAGGUGAAGUUAGAUUCAGAGUAAAAGAUGAGAAAGGCGAGUUUAAGAUGAUUGAGCUGAAGGAUAAUUUGUACGUUCCUGAAAACUCAAGAAGUUUUCUGAGUGUAUCAAAAAUGAAGAUAGCAGGAGCAGAAGGUGUUUUUGGUGCGAGCUCGUUUGUUCGCCAGGGAAAUGGAUCAGUUUACCCAUUAAGAGAGGAAAGUGGUCUCUUUUUAUGGGACACAUUUGUAGGAAAAGAUGAGUGUUAUGUAGUAAGCACACUGAAACAGUGGCAUUGCAGGAUGGGUCAUAAUAACUACAAAGAUUUAGGUCAUUUGGAGCAACAUGUUGAAGGCAUGAAGAUUAGUGAUUUUAAAAUUGAGAAUUGUGAAACUUGUGAGUUGAAUAAAGCAAAAAAGAAGCCAGUCCCGAAAGAUUCUUAUACCAGGGCAACCAGGACACCAGAUUUUGUUCACGCAGAUAUUUUAGGCCCGCUAGCAGAGGAUGGACAUAGAUAUGCUAUCGGUUUUGUGGACAGUUUUUCUAGAUAUCUGAAAAUUUAUUUCAUGAAGACGAGAGAUGAGGCAACAGAAAAGUUGGAAAAGUUCAUUGCAGACAUAGGAGUCCCUCAGACUUUAGUUUCAGACGGCGCAGGAGAAUAG
Symsagittifera roscoffensis is the source of this 1188-nucleotide messenger RNA. RefSeq lists its product as uncharacterized. The transcript has a single exon. The coding region runs from base 1 to 1188 and encodes 395 amino acids. Gene Ontology annotation, molecular function: nucleic acid binding; zinc ion binding. NCBI's taxonomy places the organism in Eukaryota, Metazoa, Xenacoelomorpha, Acoela, Convolutidae. The record is from RefSeq and is a predicted model, not a curated record.